AUGGCGCGCCGCAAAGCUGAGUCCGCGCCAACCUGCCAGUACACGUACAAGGUGUGCUCGAACCUUCGGUCGACCAAGCGCAACGGCACUCUCCACCUCCUCUGCGACUACCACCGCAAGAAGGCCAACGCGAUCCAGCGUGCCAGCAACCACCACGUGCCCACGUCGCUGCUGUCGACGCGCCACCAGUAG
Saprolegnia parasitica CBS 223.65 is the source of this 192-nucleotide messenger RNA. RefSeq lists its product as hypothetical. NCBI's taxonomy places the organism in Eukaryota, Oomycota, Saprolegniomycetes, Saprolegniales, Saprolegniaceae. The coding region runs from base 1 to 192 and encodes 63 amino acids. The record is from RefSeq and is a predicted model, not a curated record. The transcript is spliced from 2 exons.